This is a messenger RNA of Clupea harengus (Atlantic herring), 795 nucleotides long. RefSeq names its product C-C motif chemokine 26-like. Gene Ontology annotation, cellular component: extracellular region. Gene Ontology annotation, molecular function: chemokine activity. Lineage: Eukaryota; Metazoa; Chordata; Actinopteri; Clupeiformes; Clupeidae. Gene Ontology annotation, biological process: immune response. The record is from RefSeq and is a predicted model, not a curated record.
GCAUGCAAUCACUCUCUCUUUUCACCAGCUAUCCUGAGUGAGCAUCCUCCCAUCCCAUCGAGCGGCAAUUGACUCACACCUUGCACCAGGCAGUAUGAUGACUCGCAUUGCAAUUGUUCUCAUUGUUGCAUCCCUGUAUUUGAGCUACACGGCAGGCUCCGAUGUAGCCUUGGAUUGCUGUCUGUUGACCUCUGAUCAGGUCCUUCCACGCCGGCUUGCAAAAGCAUACACACUGUCUGAUGCUGGAUGCAGCAUCAAGGCCACCAUAUUCACUACAAGGAAAGGAAAGCAUGUGUGUGCCCCUCCACCAGAAAAGAGCAAGUGGGUGCGGAAUCUCAUCUCUUAUCUGGACAGUAAAAAAUCAAGAGGCUCACAGUGAGUGCAGAACAGGAGCACAGAAUGACAAGAGGGACGACUCCAGGCCUUAAGGUGUCCUUCGCCUGGAAGAUGACAUGUCAGUCCAUACGUCUGUUGAGAAAUUCUCUAAAUCGUGUGAAACUAAUGUAGUUCUUAAGCGCAUUGUGUCACCUCCUGGUAUGAAAUUCACCGUAUGAAUAAAGUUCCAUUUGAUUUUAUUUGAUUUUUAUACUGUUUAUACUUAAGCACUUUUUCUUACUUUUUGUUUAUGUUCUCAUGAGUUGUUUCCCAUUGCAUAUGCUUUAAUAUGUCAGUCAUCGAUUUUUUCCCCCUCCAAGGCUCCUUAGUUUUCCAAUGUCCUCUGUUAAAUGUCCCUUAUAUUUCAAGGUAAUCUAUAUGAUGUGUUCUUUUUAAAAUAAAGGUCUCUUUUGUUAUGAA